Molecule: messenger RNA, 972 nt
Organism: Trichomycterus rosablanca
Lineage: Eukaryota; Metazoa; Chordata; Actinopteri; Siluriformes; Trichomycteridae
Gene: hoxa10b
Product: homeobox A10b
Exons: 2
Coding region: 16-972 (318 amino acids)
Biological process (GO): regulation of transcription by RNA polymerase II
Cellular component (GO): nucleus
Molecular function (GO): DNA-binding transcription factor activity, RNA polymerase II-specific; RNA polymerase II cis-regulatory region sequence-specific DNA binding
Source: RefSeq, a predicted model, not a curated record
AAUGAUACUGCGAAAAUGUCAUGCUCCGAGGGUCCAUCUGCAAACUCGUUUUUGGUUGACUCUCUGAUCAGCGGCAGAACUGAAGGAAAUGCGCACUAUUAUUACAGCGGUGGCACCUACUUGCCAUCAAGCUCCGACUAUUCUUACGGACUGUCUAACUGUGGCUAUUUUCCGGGACUAAAACGGACCGAGAACCACAGUAUGGCACCAAUACCAGGUCCAUAUAUGCAAGGAAUGGAGACGUGGUUGGAGACCUCGAAGUCGUGUCGCACAGAGCAGCUAAGCAGUCAGAUCGAUUCCAGGUCGUUUUCCCCCAGCAUUAAAGAAGAAAGCUCGUACUGCUUCUACGAGUCGGGGAAGUGUCCAAAAGGCACAUUGGCUGAGGACGCAUCUUACACCCGGGUGACGCCGAACGCAUGUCCAACAGGGAACAACGGAAGCGUUAAUGUGCCUGGGUACUCUCGUCUAUCUCAAACGUGUUCGUCGUCCAAAGGUUAUUAUCAAAACGAGUCCGGAACAGCCGAUUUUGCUCGCUUUGACGGUUCGAGUUUGGCCCUUCCUGCGGUACCGAACCGGACCGAGAGCGAAGAAACGACUGGCCUGACCGAGGAGGAAAGUAAGAGAUCACCGAGCGGCCCUGCUUCAUCCCCACAACCAGAAAGCGAAGCUGAGAGCCCGGAAAAAGCGAACAAAGAAAAAGAAUGCAAAAGUGAGAACACGGUCAACUGGUUAACGGCAAAGAGCGGACGGAAGAAACGCUGCCCGUACACCAAGCACCAGACUUUGGAGCUGGAGAAAGAAUUUCUCUUUAACAUGUACCUGACCAGAGAAAGGCGUCUGGAGAUCAGCCGCAGUGUUCAUCUAACGGACAGACAAGUUAAGAUCUGGUUUCAAAACCGGCGUAUGAAGCUGAAGAAAAUGACUCGAGAGAACCGCAUUCGUGAGUUGUCUACAAACUUCAGUUUUGCCUGA